This is a messenger RNA of Eucalyptus grandis, 2734 nucleotides long. RefSeq names its product UDP-glucuronate:xylan alpha-glucuronosyltransferase 1. NCBI's taxonomy places the organism in Eukaryota, Viridiplantae, Streptophyta, Magnoliopsida, Myrtales, Myrtaceae. Gene Ontology annotation, molecular function: glycosyltransferase activity. Gene Ontology annotation, biological process: xylan biosynthetic process. The record is from RefSeq and is a predicted model, not a curated record. The coding region runs from base 486 to 2405 and encodes 639 amino acids. The transcript is spliced from 5 exons.
CUGGCCUGCAAAUUCCUCUCCUCUGCAUUUUUGUAAUGCAUUCUCUGCAUUUUCUGAAUGUGAAUCUGUGUUUUAGUCCUAACAACUAACAUAAAAUUGGCAUGUUUUUCAUAUUUAAUUGUCAUUUCAACUAUUUCCACAUGUUAGUGUAACCGCAACUUGCAGUCAGAUAUCAACUUCGAGAAAAUUACAGUUGAUCUAUCCUUGCCAGGACAAAAGGAUAAAGCGGGAGAGAAGUAGAAAAAACAUACAGGAAAAAGAAAAUAAAUGAAAAAGUUGGUAACUUGGUAUCGAUGAUGAAGCAGUUUAAAAAACAAUGGAAAGCAAAGUGUGAACGAGAAUUCAAACAGAGGUCGGAUCCCUCUAUAUUGACCCCACUUGCACCUAUCUCACCUCAUUUGCUUCUCCAUGUCAUUCAGAAGAAACCCCAGAACCACAUAGAUGGUGGAUUCCCCUGCUUCAAGUAAAUCCAGCUGAGAGAAGCAAUGGGAAGUUCAGACGAUAAUCUCGAGAUCAAACACAGGUUGUCAUUGUCAAAUGAAGAUAUACACAAGCGGAAACUGCAGCGGAGUAAACCCAAAGGAAUCGGCAAAUCUUUGCAGUUGCCCCUCCAAUAUAAGAGUGCAAACUGCAAGUUCUCUCUAUUGAAAUUCCUCCUUGCCGUUACUAUAUGUGGCACGUUGGCAACGAUACUCUACCGUCCCGAAGUUUACAGCAGUGACAGUCUAUCAUCAUCCACGAUUCGGCCAAGUUUUGUCAACAGAUGGAUAUGGGGCGGAUCAGACCCACGGUACAUGGCGCUUUUGGACAUAGAUUGGGAGGAUAUAAGAGACGUAACAGACAGCCUAAAUGGGAAAAAUGACUAUCAUGGAAUCGGCCUUUUAAACUUCAACGAAAGUGAAAACGGAUAUUGGAAGCUGCUUUUUCCGAGGGCAAAGCACAUUGUUCUGCCCUUGGAAUAUGCUGCCAAAAACGUCACUUGGGAUUCAUUAUAUCCGGAGUGGAUCGACGAGGAAGAAGAAACUGAUGUACCCGUUUGCCCGAACCUACCGCGCAUCAAACCACCGGCUGUGCGGCUUGACCUUAUCGCCGUGAAACUUCCAUGCAGGAACGAGGGCAAUUGGUCGAGAGAUGUGGCGAGGCUCCACUUGCAGCUCACAGCAGCGCGGGUCGCGUCAGCAGCCAAAGGGAGCUAUCCAGUGCACGUCCUCUUCGUGUCCAAGUGCUUUCCGAUACCCAACUUGUUCACCUGCAAAGAGCUUGUCCAGAAGAUAGGCAACGUUUGGCUUUACAGGCCAAAUCUGAGUGUCCUGAGAGAGAAGUUGCAGCUCCCUGUUGGGUCAUGUGAACUUGCUCUUCCUCUCAAUGUCAGAGAACGGGUUUACACUGGAGAUGCACGCCGAGAAGCUUAUGCGACCAUCCUUCACUCUGCUGAUGUAUACGUCUGUGGGGCAAUAGCUGCUGCUCAAAGCAUACGAAUGGCCGGUUCGACUCGUGACCUCGUAAUACUCGUGGACGAUUCGAUCAGCAACUACCACAGGAGCGGUCUGGAGGCAGCCGGUUGGAAGAUCCGCACAAUACAGCGGAUCAGGAACCCAAAGGCCGAGAAAGACGCCUACAACGAGUGGAACUACAGCAAGUUCCGGUUGUGGCAGCUGACCGACUAUGACAAGAUCAUAUUCAUCGACGCCGACUUGCUCAUCCUCCGAAACAUCGAUUUCCUCUUCGCCAUGCCUGAAAUAUCGGCCACUGGGAACAAUGCCACGCUAUUCAACUCCGGUGUCAUGGUGAUUGAGCCAUCGAAUUGCACGUUCAACCUUCUGAUGAAGCACAUCAAUGAGAUAGAGUCCUACAAUGGCGGCGACCAAGGGUACCUGAACGAGAUCUUCACGUGGUGGCACCGGAUCCCUAGACACAUGAACUUCUUGAAGCACUUCUGGAUCGGUGACGAGGAAGAGAAGAAGCAAAUGAAGACUCGGCUCUUCGGGGCGGACCCCCCGAUCCUCUACGUGCUUCACUAUCUAGGAGUGAAGCCGUGGCUUUGCUUCCGGGACUACGACUGCAACUGGAACGUCGACUUCUUCCAGGAGUUUGCCAGUAACGUCGCGCACGAGCGGUGGUGGAGAGUGCAUGACGCGAUGCCAGAGGUCCUGAAGCAGUUCUGCAUGUUGGGUUCGAAGCAGAAGGCGCAGCUGGAAUGGGAUCGGAGAGAGGCCGAGAAGGCCAACUACGCGGACGGGCAUUGGAAGAUCAAGGUCAAGGAUGCGCGGCUAGGCAAGUGCAUCGACAAUUUGUGCAACUGGAAGAGCAUGUUGCGACAUUGGGGCGAGAUGAACUGGACCGACGACCAGUUCCUCCCGCCCUCGCCUCCGGCGAUCUCUACGGCAUCUCUCUCCCAGCAAUGAGUACAGAGGAUGCUUCUGUUUAUCUUUGUCAUGCCGAGCUAUAAUUUCUUCACACAGAACGUAGAUGAGAGACUGAUCUUCCGGCGAUCGGUUCGGUUUUUUUUCUUUUCCUGCCUCUUCCUAUCGCAUAAGGCGUCUGAUAGAGACCCUCCUUGAUGCUUCGAAAUUGGAUUCGACUGGAAAUAACAACUGGAGAAAUGAACGAACUUUGGUUAGAAGAAUCAAGAAUGCUGUUCCUCUACUGUACUCUUGUCUCGCAAUGCUACAAGAAUCAAGCACCACUCUCAAAUCACUUUCUAGAUCUGAAAAAUCAAGACAGUUUCUUUGUA